AUGCUCAAAGAAGGAAAUGAGGAAUUUGCUUUGGGACAUUAUAAUGCUGAGGAAAGUGGCGACCGCCCCAGAGUGACCGAAGAGCCCCGUAGCCCCAGGACUUCCUCCCCGCGCGGCCGGGAGGGCGCCCACUCCCAAGGCUGGAAGGCAAGGCGCCCAGCGCCCGCACACCCCCGGCUGGGAUUGGCCGGCCACGCAGUCAUUCAGCGCCGACACGUCAGGGCAGCUGCUCCCUCCCUCCUCCCGCCCCCUUCUCCCUGCGCUUGGCAAGAAAAGCGGGCAACGUGGAGCGGGAACAAAGGACCCCGCGGCCCACGGCGAUCCGGGACGCGGUGCCACCCCACCCCAGGCCCGAAGCACCGAUGCAGCCUGGGGCCGGCUCCCCGCCCACACGCGCCGGGUCCUGGGAGGUCCCAGGGAGGAGAGUCCAGACCUCGGUUAGACCCAGACACUAGGAGUCGGUUCGUGACAGCGGGAAAGGAGAUUCCCGCGUCCUCCUUCCGUCAGUCAUCCCUGCCCCGUGGCGCCCUGACCCAGGCCCCCGAGGAUCCCACGGGCAAAAACUGCCGCCCUACUUCCUCCGCCCCAGCUCUCUCUGAGGCGGCCAGCACCCGCCUCGGCUGCCAACGCGACCCGGUCCUGCGCGUAUUACCUGGUUCAUCUCUGAAGAGAUGGAAAAACUCAUGUCUGGAGCUUCGAUGGGGAGCAGGAGGAAGCGGGCGGGAAUCGGCCCAACAGAAAGCGCCUCGAGGCCGCGGAGGGGGGGAGCGGUCGAGCGGGAAGACGAGUGGUCAGUCCGCGGAGGCUGCGAGGAGGGGGCCGGGCCACCGAGGGUUCGCGGGGACUCGCUCGCUCGCUAGCACUGCCGCGCCGAAGCAGCAGGCGGGGAAACUGUGCCGAGCAGCUCGGAGCUCCCGACCUCCACGCGCGUCCCGGAGACACUGCCGCCGCCGCCGCCCGCUCGCGCCGCACCCCCUCGCACGUCACCACGUGCGCCGCCGCUGUCGCCGCCGCCGCCGCCAGUGCCUUCUGGCAGCUUCCGGCCCGAAUCCGUCGGCGAAUCACAAGCGAGCACGAGAAAGCUCCCGCUCGCGGCCCCGCCCAUCGCUCGCCCAAGCCUCUCCUUCGCCCUCUUGGGUUCCUUCCUGCUCGGCUCAACUAGGUCAAGGCAAGGUGAUCCCAGGGAGAGAGGCAGUGUUUAGGGAGCGCCUCCUUUUAUUUAUCGCGUUGUCGUCUCCUUCCCUAGCCUCGCAACCUCGCUUCGCCCUUUCGGACUGUGCCGGAACUGGUUUCCUCCAGCCGCCCUCACCUGUUUUGCUUCCCCCUAGAGGCACAAUAGGCGGAGAUCAGACUUGGGAGAUUAGAUUUCUCGACGUCAAAUUUACAUCUAGGCAACUGCCCUGGACUGGAGCUGGCCGCCGUGGACCUUAGAGUCUGCAGUUGGCCGUGGGCCCUCACCUUUGUUGAAGGGUGCGGGGAAGGGGUGUGAGGGUUGUGAGUGAGAAGAGAGGCACGCUGGGGAAAGGGGUGAAAGUAUUCAGUAACUGAAAAAACCAUUGGAGAGGUCAGAGAAGGCCUUCUAUUAGUGUUGCUAUAAAAACCUGUUUACUUCUGCUUUUGGUCCCCCGGAUUUCUGUUUUGUCUGAGCGCGGCUCUCCUUUCGGAGACAGUCUUUUCUUUGCUGGUCUUGCCCUCUUUGGGAAAAAGGAAAAAGCCUGGAGAAUCAGCAGUCCCUAUCCUAACCUUCUGGGGCCUCUUGGACCACAUGCCAAACUUAGUUAUCCACCCUGCCACCUUGCCCCCAAGAGGCAAACCUGUUCCGGGGACACAUGAGGUAUAUUGGGCUCUGACGGCAACUUCAUGUGACUGAAGGGCAUGCUGGAAAGUUUCCUAGAUUAAAGGUGAGGGGAUUUACUGAGGUAAAGUUGUUUAGAGUUUGGCAGAGGGUUCGAGGCUAACGUCUUGUUCGUUUAUCCUGAUUUGGGGAGGGUACUUAAGCGGUCUAGGCCCAACCUUGUUUGUAUUUGACCACGCAAGUUAGUUUAUAGACAUUUCUAGGAGCCUACGAUUCUUUAUCAUGAACUAUUUAUGCUUAUGGGAGCGGGAAAAGAUGAAUGUUGGGGCCCUUCAUCUGCAAUAGAAGCUUUACAACUUUUCUUCCUAAAAUCUUGAGGCAAAGAGGCUUGUUUUUACACCCCUGUUUAAUUGUGGGAGGAAACAGGAACUAAGAUAUCUAUUAGUAUGACUGUUCUAUCUUGAGGAGAAAAAGACUGACAUUUGCCACUGGGCUCUUGUUUUUGUCUUCUGAUAAUUAAUAACCGACAGCAGUGUUCACUCUAAUUGCAAAUGAAACUAUUAGAGUACAUGCCUCUUAAGUUUUUUUUUAAUAUCAUGGGCUUCAUUCUUUCAGUGAGAGAGUAUGAAUUGCCUACUUUGGAGAGACACAUGACUGUGUGGCCUGCUGGACUCAUGGUCCCUCUUGCUGUACUCUAAAUAGUGCCUUUGUGACCUGAAACAGUCAACACUUUUCUUAAAGCUACAGCAUGAUCAGUCAAUGCAUUUUUGCCUUGUAUGGAAUUUCACAUUUACAUAUUAGCUUUCCUAUAGAUAAUGGCAUAGUUAAUUAAUUCCAUUUGUCUUCUAGUCAACUCCAGACUCAAACCUAUCUAUUCAAGUGCUAUAUAAUCCAGAUGAAAACUUGAAAAUGGAACAUUGGCAAUUUCAACCUUGUAAAG
Molecule: messenger RNA, 2735 nt
Organism: Zalophus californianus (California sea lion)
Lineage: Eukaryota; Metazoa; Chordata; Mammalia; Carnivora; Otariidae
Product: translation initiation factor IF-2-like
Exons: 3
Coding region: 1-1431 (476 amino acids)
Source: RefSeq, a predicted model, not a curated record